Messenger RNA from Entelurus aequoreus (snake pipefish), 1176 nucleotides. RefSeq names its product retinol dehydrogenase 8-like. Gene Ontology annotation, cellular component: cytoplasm. Bases 143 to 1096 code for a protein of 317 amino acids. The transcript has 6 exons. Gene Ontology annotation, biological process: estrogen biosynthetic process. The record is from RefSeq and is a predicted model, not a curated record. Lineage: Eukaryota; Metazoa; Chordata; Actinopteri; Syngnathiformes; Syngnathidae. Gene Ontology annotation, molecular function: estradiol 17-beta-dehydrogenase [NAD(P)+] activity.
GUCCUGAGUGUUUAAUCCCGGUUCUUGUCGAGCGCCAUGUGACUUUGAUCCUCUUAGUGUGGCUUUCACUGGAGAAGACGACUCAUCCUGCAGAGUAGUGUUUGUUUACAGGAGUGAGCUGUGAACUCAAGGUCCGGCAGACAUGGCGAGCCCUGGGCAGAAAGUGGUGCUGAUCACCGGCUGCUCCUCUGGAAUUGGCCUGAGGAUGGCCGUGAUGCUGGCCAACGAUGAACAGAAGCGCUACCACGUCAUAGCUACGAUGCGAGACCUGAAGCGUAAAGACAAGCUAGUAGAGGCGGCUGGCGACGCCUACGGGAAGACGCUCUCUCUGGCUGUGCUUGACGUAUGCACCGAUGAAUCAGUCAAACAGUGCAUCAACGGCAUCAAAGAUCGCCACAUUGACGUCCUAAUCAACAACGCGGGCAUCGGCCUGGUGGGCCCUCUGGAGAGCAUCCCCAUCGAGGAGAUGAAGAAAGUGUUUGAGACCAACUUCUUUGGCGUGAUAAGGAUGAUAAAGGAGGUGAUGCCUGACAUGAAGAAAAGGAAAGGAGGACACAUCAUUGUGGUCAGCAGCGUCAUGGGACUCCAAGGAGUGGUAUUCAAUGACGUCUACGCAGCUUCCAAGUUUGCUAUGGAGGGUUUCUGUGAGUGUUUGGCGGUGCAGCUGUUGAAGUUUAACGUCACGUUGUCCAUGAUCGAGCCCGGCCCGGUACACACGGAAUUUGAGGCAAAGAUGAUUCAAGACGUUAGGCAAAAAGAAUAUCCUGGAACCGACCCGGACACCGUGCAUUACUUCAAGAACGUCUACCUCCCAUCUUCGGUGGACAUCUUUGAGACGCUGGGACAAAGGCCAGAUGACAUCGCCAGAUGCACCAAGAAGGUGAUUGAAGCCAGCAGUCCUCGUUUCCGUAACUUGACCAACCCCUUGUACACGCCUAUCGUGGCACUGAAAUACGCGGACGAAACUGGAGGCCUGUCGGUCCACGCAUUCUACCACAUGCUCUUCAACCUGGGCCCGCUCAUGCACGUUAGCAUGACCGCCAUGAAGUACCUCACCUGUGGAUGUCUGAGGAGCCGGACUGUUUCGCCAAACUGACAAAUCCUAACAUGGACUGGACUGACAUUGAAUUAACGCCACUUGAUCACAGGUUGUCAAGUCUCUUUUUGUGAUGGAUA